AAAGACGACAAUACAUGUUUGUUUGUAGUGUGGAGGGAGGCGUAAUGAGGGCAAAAGUCCUCAAAACUUAGUAGCCGCAAUUCGCGUGCGUAAUUCCGUGCUUUUUGCCCUUUAUUACUUUCCCCACGUAAUGCAAAAGCCGCCAGGCAGCAGUCUCGCGUGAUAGUUGUUAUACGCUAGUUGACUGGUCUGUCAUACUAGUCAAGAUUCAAAGUUCACUGUGAAGACAGCUGGAAGGAGUGCGUCGACUUGCAGUGUUUCAUCGACACAAUGGCUCAAUUUACUCUUGUAUCGGGCUCCGUGGGUUUAAUUACUCUCCAAAACCCACCUGUCAACGCGCUCAGUGCAGCAACGAGGCAGGGCAUCGUUGACAUGAUGAACAAAGCCCUCAAUGACCCUGAGGUGAAGUCGGUGGUUGUAUGUGGCCAAAAUAGAAUAUUCUGUGGGGGAGCUGACAUCAAAGAGUUUGGGACAAAGAUUUCUGGGCCUCCACUCAUACCGACGAUCCACACCAUCGAGGCUACAAACAAACCAGUGGUGGCAGCCAUAGAGGGGAGUGCUUUAGGUGGAGGCCUUGAGUUGGCACUGGGCUGUCAUUAUCGAAUCGCACAUUCUAAAGCCAGACUGGGGCUUCCAGAGGUGACUCUGGGUCUGCUGCCAGCUAUAGGGGGAUCCCAGCGUCUGCCAAGGCUCAUCGGAGUCCCAGCUGCCAUAGAACUUAUCACCACAGGGCGCCAUAUCACUGCUGCGGAGGCAUUGCAACUUGGACUGGUAGAUCAUGUUACCCGGAGCAGCACUGUGGAUGAAGCCAUUAAGUUUGCCCAGAGUGUUGAAGGAAAAUCCCUGGAUUCUCGUCGAAUAAGCAACUAUCCCUGUCCACACCUGCCUGAUUUGGAUGCUGUGUUUGAGGGGGUGAUGCAGGAGGUGCGACAAAAAGCCCAUGGAGCCAUAGCACCAAUAGCGUGUGUCCAGGCAGUCCGGGCAGCUGCCACCCUGCCCUACUUGGAGGGCAUGGAGAUAGAGAGACAGCUGAUGGAAACUCUCUUCACGUCAAGCCAGGCCCGUGCCCUGCAGUACACUUUCUUUGCUCAGAGAGCUGUCAGCAGGUGGAGCAUGCCCAGUGGAGCCCGCUGGGACACAAGCAUGCCUAAACCUGUACAUAAAGCUGCUGUCAUUGGUCUUGGCACCAUGGGGAGAGGCAUAACCGUGGCCUUGGCCCAGGCGGGUUUGUCUGUGGUUGCUGUGGAGACCCAGGAGAAGCAGUUGAAGGAGGCAAAGCUUGUGGUGUCAGGCAUUUUGGAGCGAGCGGCUCAGAGACGGGGCAUGGCCCCUACACUUGCCAAGAUCACUUACAGCCAUGACAUCCGAGCUGUAGCAGACGUUGACCUGGUCAUUGAGGCUGUGUUUGAAGACGAGGCUCUGAAGGAGAAAGUCUUCCAACAGCUGUCUGCUGUUUGUAAACCAGGCACUUUUCUGUGCACCAACACCUCCUCGCUAGACGUGGACCACCUGGCCUCCCUAACCCACAACCCAGAGCUGGUGGUUGGAAUGCACUUCUUUGCCCCAGCCCAUGUCAUGAAGCUCUUGGAGGUGGUGUAUGGAUCCAAGUCCUCACCUGAAGCCUUGGCCACUGUCAUGCAACUAGGAAAGAGAAUGGGCAAAGUCAGUGUGGCUGUUGGAAACUGCUGGGGCUUUGUGGGGAACCGCAUGCUGAAACCAUACAUGGAACAAGCCUUUUACCUGUUAGAAGAGGGAGCUACACCUGAGUUGGUUGAUCAAGCACUGGUGGAGUUUGGGUUUCCCAUGGGUGUGUUCAGGAUGUCUGACCUCUCCGGGACCGAUGUGUACUGGAAGAUCAGAAAGGAGGCAGAGCCUGUUGGGGCAUCAGGGCAGGAAGCUAGAGUACGAAAAGGCCUCCGGUAUAGCCCACUGGGAGAUCUGCUCUGUGAGCAGGGCCGGUUUGGUCAGAAGACUGGUCAGGGAUGGUACCAGUACGACAAACCUGGCAGCAGGGUUGCAAGACCUGAUCCUUGGGUUCACAACUUUCUUGAAGAGUACCGGGCCCGCCAUGGCCUGGUGGCACGUCGCAUAGACCACGCGGAGGUGCUUGAGCGCUGCCUUUAUUCCCUGAUCAACGAGGGCUUCCGCAUCCUUGAGGAGGGAAUAGCUGCAGGGCCUGAAGACAUAGAUAUGAUCUAUGUGUUUGGCUACGGCUGGCCGAAGCACCGUGGAGGCCCCAUGUUUUACGCCAGCAUGGUGGGCCUGGCCAAGAUCUUGGAGAGGCUGGAGCAUUACCACAGAGCCCACCCUGAUGUGCCCUUCAUGCAGCCCUGCAGCCUCCUGAGGAAGCUGGUGACCUGUGGCAGCCCACCUGUCCACAAGUGGAAGGAUGUCAUCAAGAAAAUCCACAGCCAGCUUUAAAUUUCAAACAUCACAGCAUGGAUCAUGAUUAUCUUACACUAUGAAAAGCCCCAAAAAAAACCAGACAGUGUGUUUUUCCAACAUAAAUGUAUCGCUGAUUGAGGCUGAACAUUUUGAGGAAAAUAUUUAAUUGUGUGUUAUAUAAAUAAUAUAAUUAUUUGCCAUGGUUCAGCUCAAUAUUCACUGUGAAAGAGAAUUAAAAUGUGAUGGAGCAUCGCAACAGUUGUUUACUAAAUGAAUAGCCAAUGAUUGUGAUUGAUCAUUGGAGAGUUUUUUUAAUAAUUAAAACAAGUUAUCUUUGCUUCAUAUAACAAAAAAAUUAAAACAAAAUAAUUUUGGUUUGUGGACAAAACAAGACAUUUGAGAACAUCUUUAUUCGGGAGAGACGACGUGUAAUGUUUUUCAACAUUUUCUGACAUUUUUAAGACCAAACCAAAAAAAAUCUAUUCAAUUAAUUAAUCGUCAUUGUGAGUUUGUGAUUCGUCUACUUGUCUAUUUGAAAGCCAUUAAUUGUUCAGCCCUACAGUAUAUUAUGGGUAGUGUGGGUGAUUAUGAGUGACUAAUUUUCCAAAUACCUCUAAACUGUAUUAUCUCAUAUCUAAUUUCAUCAAAAUCUUAUGUUUGGGAGGGUUAUACUUUUGGCUGAUGCUGUUCUGAGAUUUUCAACUUGCAAUAUAUUGAUUCUAGUA
Messenger RNA from Solea senegalensis (Senegalese sole), 3110 nucleotides. RefSeq names its product enoyl-CoA, hydratase/3-hydroxyacyl CoA dehydrogenase (gene ehhadh). The record is from RefSeq and is a predicted model, not a curated record. The transcript has 7 exons. NCBI's taxonomy places the organism in Eukaryota, Metazoa, Chordata, Actinopteri, Pleuronectiformes, Soleidae. Gene Ontology annotation, cellular component: peroxisome. Bases 271 to 2421 code for a protein of 716 amino acids. Gene Ontology annotation, biological process: fatty acid beta-oxidation. Gene Ontology annotation, molecular function: (3S)-3-hydroxyacyl-CoA dehydrogenase (NAD+) activity; NAD+ binding.